GAUGAUAUGGAUUUGGACAAACGCUGCCUUUAUGAACCAGCUUUUCCAAAAUCAGAAAUGUCUCAAAGUGCAAAUGUGUACACUCAACAUUCUACAAGGCCGGAAUCUACCCACUACUGAAGCAACUUAAUCUUUAAAAACUACAGAUAAAUUCCUAUUUUAGUCUGAAUGAAAUAAAACAUUUCUUCUAACCUUGGAUUUAUUUUUAUAUGUACAUAUAACAGCAGCUUUUUGAAAAAUUAUGUCGUCUGUGGCGGCUUAUUUGCUCUCUCCACAAUCUAAAACCAAUCUCGGCUGGACAAGGAAGCUCGUGCUGGCAGGAGCCUCCACAACAAUUGGUCUUGCUGUUCCUGUUGGAUUCUCAAUUGGAGUUGUCAACACACCAGCAGGGAUUAUCAAAGCAUGGUGUAAUGAAUCCGUGGCUGCACAUUACAACAUAGCUCUUGAUAGCACAGGAUUGGACAGCAUUUGGUCAUGUAUAGUGUCUAUAUAUUUGAUUGGUGGUAUGGUCGGUUCUCUGGGAGGUGCUUGGGUCGCAGAUAGGAUUGGCAGGAAAGGGGGCUUGGUAUUGGCUGCAAUCUUUCUACUUGUAGCAGCAUUAAUGUUCAUAGUUUCAAAACCUUUAAAUUCUAUAGAGGUAGUCCUUCUAGGAAGAAUUGUUGCUGGUCUCGGAGGCGGAUUGGUAACUACAAUAAUGCCGAUGUAUUUAACAGAACUGGCCCCUAUAGAAGUUCGAGGCGCAACGGGUGUCCUUUGUCCAUUGGGCUUAAGUUUAGGAGUACCUAUAUCUCAAGGUUUGGGAUUUCCAAUGAUUUUUGGGUCUGAAAAUUGUUGGAAUUACCUGUUAGGCAUGUAUGCAGUUUUGACUUUGCUCAGCGCUAUUGCUCUCCCUUUUUUACCUGAAAGUCCAAAAUAUUUGUACACCAUAAGAGGGCUUAGACAGAAAGCAAUUAAAGAGCUUACGAGCCUGAGACAGCUUCCUGCUGAAUUUGUCGUGGGUGAGUUGGAAGAGAAAACUGACUCAGAGCCUGAGACCUGGUCAAUUGUAAAACUUAUAGCAAACCGUCCUUUAAGAAUUAAACUGUUAUUGGUAUGUGCCUUACAAGGAGGGCAGCAGUUUAGUGGAAUCAAUGCAGUUUUUUAUUAUUCAGUAAGAAUUUUUGAAAUGGCUGGAUUAUCUCAGGCAAAUGCUCAGUAUGCAAGUCUCGGGGCAGGUAGCAUCAAUUUUAUAGUCGCUGCGAUAAUGAUACCGGUCAUCAACUUAUUUCCAAGAAGAGCUAUGGCGAUUUUAAGCUGCACUUUUGGCACAGCUUUCUUAGUUGUUUUAUCCUUCGCCAUAACGUACACUGUUACAUUUAGCUGGAUGCUGUAUCUAUCUACUGUUUCACUCUUUGGAUACAUCAUUAUGUACGGUAUCGGCCUUGGACCGAUACCAUUUUUUAUAGGCUCAGAGCUUUUCGAUUUGGGGCCCAGGUCGGCUGCCAUGGCAUUGGGAAGUGUGGCAAACUGGGCUGGAAAUUUCAUCGUUGGCAUGACUUUUCUACGUCUGAAUAACAAGCUUGGGCCUUACGUUUUUCUACUGUUUGCCACUUCUACUGCGCUCCUAGCUUUAUUUCUCAAGGUCUGUCUUCCAGAAACAAACGUUGUGACAUUAGCAAAAAGAAGAAAGCAAUCUUUAAAAUAAACUAUUCACUACUGUAUUAUUUUACAAAUAAAUUUUCUAAUUAUAAUUAUAUAAACUAAACUUAAAGAAAUUGUUACUUAAAUCAACUUAAGAAGUAAAGUGCAAUUAUUUAAGAGUGAUAAACUGUUUUAUGUGGGAAGUAAUGCAGUUUUAUUGUGUAUUGUAUUAUGUUCAGUAUUUAGAUAUAAAUUGUAUUAAUGCAUGUAUUUCU
Cimex lectularius (bed bug) is the source of this 1895-nucleotide messenger RNA. Its product is annotated as solute carrier family 2, facilitated glucose transporter member 1-like. Gene Ontology annotation, biological process: monosaccharide transmembrane transport. Bases 242 to 1684 code for a protein of 480 amino acids. Gene Ontology annotation, cellular component: membrane. NCBI's taxonomy places the organism in Eukaryota, Metazoa, Arthropoda, Insecta, Hemiptera, Cimicidae. The transcript has 12 exons. Gene Ontology annotation, molecular function: hexose transmembrane transporter activity. The record is from RefSeq and is a predicted model, not a curated record.